This is a messenger RNA of Dunckerocampus dactyliophorus (ringed pipefish), 9091 nucleotides long. It is a transcript of the gene map2, whose product is annotated as microtubule-associated protein 2. Gene Ontology annotation, biological process: neuron projection development; microtubule cytoskeleton organization. The transcript is spliced from 23 exons. NCBI's taxonomy places the organism in Eukaryota, Metazoa, Chordata, Actinopteri, Syngnathiformes, Syngnathidae. Gene Ontology annotation, molecular function: microtubule binding. The record is from RefSeq and is a predicted model, not a curated record. Gene Ontology annotation, cellular component: neuron projection. The coding region runs from base 467 to 6445 and encodes 1992 amino acids.
GAGGUGCUUGAGGUUCUUGCUAGGUCGGAGUGUCUCUCUUUUUAAUCAUCAUUGGAGUGUGAUUCAGGCACAUUUGAAUCUAAUAGCGUAUAGCGCUUCCACCUCAUUGUAUGGGAAUCACGCUUGUUUAACAGAAUGAAUGAAUGAAUGGUUUGGCUGCGGGAGAAUCUCUGCAUUGGACCUCAUUAAGCCCAUAACGGAUGCUGCAGGAACUUGACUUGUGGACUCGGAUGUUAUCCCUUCCCCUGAGUCACGGACCAUAUGACAGCCAGCCAGAUCGAGCCUGGAAGUCACACGUUUGGUUUUGACUACCCGCGUGACAGUCUCCUGUGAGGUUAAGAGAGAGGAGCUCCUUUUUUUUUUUUUUACACCUGGCUGUGAAUCAAAAAGGUCCCACGCGACGUAACAAGAAGCAGAGACCCAACGCAACUCAACACCCACCUCCCCUGCCACGAGCUACACCAGCAUGGCAGAUGACCAGCAGCCAGAAGACGGUGCCUCCCAGUGGGACCCAUCAGGGGGGCAGGAGCCGACUGGAACCCAUGGAGCCAAUGGUUUCUCUUCCUCGUACAGGACUUGCCAGACGGCUGGAACCCAUGCACCCUCUGUCCCCUUUUCUGCUAGGGAGAAUGGCUUUAAUGGGGAGCUAACGGGUGCUCACGCCAUAACUGCAGAACAAGUGUCAGCUAGGAUUGUGCAGGAAGUAACAGCAGAGGCAGUGGCAGUGCUAAAGGGGGAACAGGAGAGUCAAAGGCUGCCAUCAGUUGAAGACACCACCAAUUUACCUCCCUCACCUCCUCCUUCACCUGCUGCAGAGCACUUUGGUCCUCUUGAGCAAGAUGUAGGGGAUGAGGAGGAGGCGGGCCCUCUCCGCCGCUUCCAAAAUUCACGGGAGAGGUGCAAGUUCCUCGCCCCCUCCAUCUCAGUUUCUGUGCCUGAGGACGACCCCUACCACUCUGACGAGGAGUACUAUGAGCACCCCUUGUUCAGCCCUGAGUGGACGCACUCGGGCGCCCGCCCCACGGGGCAGGCUGUGGCCUUUAGACAGAUUGAAGAAGAAACCAUCGAGGCUCUUACAGCUGAAUACGAAGAGGAGGUUGAAGAGGAUGAUGAUGAGGAGGAGGAGGAGGAGAGUGCAGAGGCAGCUAUUGAUGAGCAGCAAUGGAGCGGGGAAGAGCCUGACCUGGACAGCCCCCAAGCUGAACCUUUAGAACAGGCAGAUGCCUUAGACAAGGCCCAGGAUCUAGACCUGGGGUCGGUUGAAGCAGCUCGUGCUGCGACAGAGAGUUCUAUGGACAUAGAAGAGGAAGAGGAGGAUGAUAAGGAUGAUGAUGAGGAAGCAGAGGGUGAGGAGAGCCCUGAGACAGCUGUGAAGAUGGACUCAGAAAAGCCCGGAAGUGAGAAAAGUGGUUCGAUGAGCCCGGACAGCAUUGGAUCAGAGAAACGUCCAGAGGAGUUUUUUGAGUCCCAGAGCCAGGAGUUCUUCGCUGGAGAACGAGUCGUACCAGAAAGUCCCACCAUUGAUAUGCCGUCCUUUGUACCGCCAGCAGUUCAAAGCCAAGCCAAAGAAUCUGCCAAAUCAAUCACCCUUCAGCCUGUUUAUGGUGAGCCUCUCACAGUGUCCGAGAAGCAACCAUCGGUGGAGGUGGUGGAGUUCAGCAGCCUUGGUGCUCCCUCUGAUUUCUCCUCAAUGGGAGCCAAUGUUGAAGGAGGAACCUUGACCAGUGAUGCAAUGUCAGCAUAUUUUGAAACAUCAACCACUGAUGUUGAUGUGGCCCCCCAGGGUAAAAGUGAGGGUUAUUAUGAACUGAGCAGAGUCGGUGAAGAGAAGAAUACCGUUGAUUCCAAGUUACAGGAGAUCAGUUCCACAGUACAGGAUAGUCGUGAAUUUCAAACAGCAGAAGAAACACAAGUUUUCUCAGUUCCUGAGAGGAGUAAUGAGUGCAAGCUAUCCCCAGGUAAACUGGCCUUGGAGCAAAGGAGCUACUCACUAAACAUUACUAUUGGAGCAUUGGAUCAAAGCGGUCAGGGCAGAAUAAGGAACUUUUCCCCACUGGCUACCGAUAUCAUGUCGUACACCAGUGGAAGUCUUGAUGAGACAGCAGAUUACCUCCCAAUCACUACUCCCUCUGGAGAAAAGCCACCUCCCUUUCCUCCACUGAUCCUAGAGACCGCAGCAUCAGUCACUUCAGAUUCUUCAUCUCCACCAAGGAUGUCUGAAGAAGGUUCAAACCUCAGCCAAGAACCAGAGUCACCUGAGUCUCCUGAGUCACCUCAGCCGUGUGAGAGAAGUCCUAAAAAUAAUACAGUCAUGGCCCAGGACUUGCCUGAAAUGCUAGAUCUUGCUGGGACCCGUUCCAGGCUGACAUCUGAAGACACCGAUCCAGAAAUUGUACGGAGAAAGUCAAUUCAAGUGGAUGUUCCUAUCUUUUCUGAUGACCCGCUGGCGAGCUUUGUCUCAGGUGAACAGAGUCCUGGAAUGAGAAAGAGUGACAGUCAGCUGGAAGAGAUGGGGUAUUGUGUGUUUAGUGAAUACUCCGGGCCCAUGCCAUCCCCUGCAGAUGUGAUUAGCCCGACAAACACUUCUGCUCAGGUCUUCACUCCCUCUGUUCUUGAGGAGAAAGUUGCUGAGCAAGCCCGGAAACUAGCAGUCAGGGACACAUCUACGGAAGAUGAGAGCCCAACUGCAGACGAAGCUGUCAGUGAAGAAAAAGAAAAGAGCAAGGAGGCGCCAGAAGAAGGUCAAAAGGAUAUAAACGGCCAGCUGAAUAAACCAGCAAGUGAGGAGGUGAAAACAUCUGCCCUUCCAGCGGAGACCUUUGUGACACCCACAGUCACUGUGACUUUAGAAGAAGGUGGAAGCUCAGGAAGUGAGACAGAGCGACAAGCUAGCGGUGAAGGCUCUGCUUCUGAAACUGAGAUCGCCGACUAUGAGCGGCAGAUCCGCAAACUGGAGAUGGAAGACAGGCCUCUCAGUUUGGAGGAGGAACGAGAGCUGCGGGAACUCCGGGAGAAGGUAAAGUUAGUGCACCAGGAGGCCUAUGAGGAGGUGGAUGCCGAAGAUGUGUACCAGUUGACUGGGGUUGCCAAAGAUCGCAUCGCAAGGCCUGUCAAAACUUCGCCCACCUCCUCUGUGGAAAGUAAUAUCGAUGAUGAUAAACUACUCUCACCAGUGCUCUCACCAUCCAAGCUUAAACAAAAAGAACUUUACGGCUCCCCCAAAAGAGCUGUGUCGCCUGUGUUGGCAGCAACCAAAGAUGGGAAGGAGAUUAGAGAACAGCAAGAAAAAGAAGCACCUGAGAAGAAAAUAAAGGAUGAGAAAGAGGAAACAGAGAAAAAAGCAAGAGAAGAGACAGAACAGAAACAGAAGGAAGUAAAAGACAAAGAAGAGGCGGAAAGGAUACGAAUGGAAGAAAAAGAUAAGGAGAAAGAGCUGAGACAGAAAGAAGAGAGAGAGAAAGAGGAAAGGGAGAUUCAAGAAAUGGAAGAGAGAGGGAGGAUUGAGAAAGACAGGAAAGAAAAAGAGGAGAGGGGGCGAAAAGAAAAGGAAGAGGCAGAAAGAACUGAGAAAGAAAGGAAAGAAAAGGAGGAGAGGGAGCGAAAAGAAAAGGAAGAUGCAGAAAGAAUUGAGAAAGAAAAGGAGGAGAAGGAGCGAAAAGAAAAGGAAGAAGCAGAAAGAAUUGAGAAAGAACGGAAAGAAAAAGAGGAGAGGGAGCUAAAAGAGAAAGAAGAGGCAGAUAGGAUUGAGAAAGAGAGAAAAGAAAAAGAGGAGAGGGAGUUAAAAGAAAAGGAAGAGAAAGAAAGGAAAGAAAAGGAGGAGAGGGACUUAAAAGAAAGGGAAGAGAAAGAAAGAAAAGAGAAGGAGAGGGAGCUGAAAGAAAGGGAAGAGAGAGAACGGAAGGAGAAUCAGGAGAGGGAGAUUAAAGAAAGAGAAGACCAAGAGAAGCUAGAAAGAGAAAGGAAAGAGAAAGAGGCACAAGAGAGAAAAGAACGAGAAGAGAAAGAAAAGGAGAUACAAGAAAAGGAAAGAAAAGAAAGGGAGGAGAAAGAGCUAAUGGAAAAGGAAGAGAAGAUCCAACAGGAGCUAAAAAAGGCUGAAGAGACAAAGACAAUGGCUCAAAUGGAAAGUGAAGAAGAGUUAGCAAGAGGAGCUGGCGCAACUGUGGUAAAGGAGAUCACUGAGACUUGUGCCGCCAUUGAGUCGGUGGUAACAGUGGAAGACGACUUCAUCACUGUGGUGCAGACCAUCGAUGAAGCAGAAGAACCAGGGCACAGUGUUCGUUUCUCUGCUCCACCUGAAUCUGAAGUCCUCUGUAUUCCUGGUGUGGAAGAGGAAGAAGAAGAAGAUGAAGAAGAGGCGUCAGUGGAGUUGGCCCAGGAGGCAAACAUCGAGGCUGAAAGCUUCGAAGAGGUUGGUGAAGUUUCUGAGAACCUUGGAUCUCCUGAGCAGGAAGCUCUGACCGUAGAAACCGAAGGCCCAACAGAAAGUUAUGACAGAGAUGAAACCACCAUGGAUGACUCCAUCUUGGACAGCUCUUGGGUGGACACACAAGAUGAUGAUAAGAGCAUGGCUACGGAGCAAAUACAGCCCUUGCCAAAGGUGCCAAGCCCUGUCCAAAAGCCAACUGUGGCCCAGAAUAAGCAGACACAGCAGAAGAGAACAGAGAAGCCUGUCAAAGCCAAAAGUAAAGGAGGGAGGGUUAAAGGCAGAAUUGCUACUCCUGAACGCAAACCUGUCUGUAAGGAACCAGUUUACAUCCCUAGAGAGGAAGUUAAGAAGAAAAAAGCCAUGGCAAAGAAGACUGAGCUUACCAAAAAAACAGAGGCUCAGACACUGUCCCCGUCGAAGAGGAGUGGGCCAAAACCAGCUUUCCGCCAGACCCGCCCCACCCAGCAUCAUUCUGUUCCCAGAAGGAGACUCACAGAUGCACUUUCAGACAGUCGUCACCCUUUCACUGUUGCUCGGCGGUCUUGCGACAGAGCGUUGUGCCAUGCCCAUCAUUUUCACUUCACAAAGACCCACUCCUCCAUGUCCACAAUGGGUGACUCAUUAAAUGGACGCCAACCAUCCUCAGCAUCGGUAUUUCCUACCCUCAUAGCCAAGGAUGGUAGAUCACAAAGCCCCGACAAGACAUCCUCUGUGCCACGGCAUGCAUCCGCUCUUAGUCGCCGUGGAUACCACGAGCAUGAGGACAGCUCAACCUCCAUCACCAGUUCUGGUUCAACAGCCCCUCGCAGACCCAUGUCAUGUCGUGCAGCGAUGAGAGCAGAAUAUAGGACAGGUCGAGCUCCCAGUAUGACAGUGUCAGAGCCAGUGCGCUCCCGUUCAGCCCGCAGUGGCCACUCCACUCCCCGUACCCCGGGCUCCAGCGCCAUCACCCCAGGGACCCCUCCCAGCUACUCAUCGUCUUCAAGGACUCCGGGAACCCCUCGUUCCCUCAGCCUGAUUUCCCAAGAGAGGAGAGUGGCCGUGGUCCGCACACCACCGAAGUCCCCCGCCACCACGCCCAAGCAGCUCCGCAUCAUCAACCAACCUCUACCUGAUUUCAAGAAGGUCAAGUCCAAGGUCGGCUCCAUAGAUAAUAUCAAGUACCAGCCCAAAGGUGGACAGAAGCACAAGGAGCAAAUCAUGGCAGUUGAGGCCAAACACAAGCCCCCCUUUUGGAUCUGGAACUCAGUGCUACGAAUCAUCUCCUUUACUCUGUGUCUGUCAGCGGCUCACAGUAUGACCUGGACCCAAGACCUGCUGAAUCAUAUUUUAAACAAGAAUCUGGACUUCAGGUACAUACAGUCCAAAUGCAGCUCCAAGGAUAAUCUGAAGCAACCUCCGCAUGGAGGCAAUCCAAGAGAGCCAUUGAACGCUGCAGCGCACUCGCAUUUUAUCAUCCUUGCACAUGAAAUGAAUCGUUUAAGGCGAUUGCAGCUUUGUGUGCUGGUUCUCAUCCCCAGUGUUAAGCUGGACUAUAGCCAUGUUCAGUCUAGGUGUGGGUCCUUGGACAGGAGGGGCUACUCAGCAGGAGGUGGAAAUGUGCAGAUCCAGAACAAGAAGAUAGAUCUGAGUCAUGUGACUUCCAAGUGCGGCUCUCUGGACAACAUUCAUCAUCGUCCAGGAGGAGGUAAUGUUCGCAUCGAGAGUGUGAAGUUGGACUUUAAAGACAAAGCCCAAGCCAAGGUGGGCUCCUUGGACAAUGCUCACCACACUCCUGGAGGAGGACGUGUUACGAUUGAGAGCCACAGGUUGACGUUUCGCGACCACGCCAAGGCGCGAGUGGACCACGGAGCUGAGAUCAUCGUGCGCUCGCCGGACCGGUCCCGCUCCAUGUCGCCCCAGCGCCAACGGGACAGCCACCUGUCGUCCUCCGGCAGCCUCAACGUAACGGAGUCUCCACAGUUAGCAACCUUAGCCGAGGACGUGACUGCCGCUCUGGCCAAGCAGGGUUUGUGAACAUGCGUCAUGGAUGCUCUUACACGGAACCUGUCAAUCUUCUGGAGCCUGUGGGGGGGGGGUGACACGGACUCGGCUUCACAUCUCCAUCUCUUAAAGACCCACUCGUAGGCGCUCCUCUUUAUUUCUGUCUGUUUUCAUUCCAAAUGUGUGCUAUUUCUCCUUUAUUCCCUCCGACUCUUCUUUGAAACGAUGUUGCAUAGAAUAGUUCACCUCCGGUCCACACUAGGAUUAACUGUACAUACGUUGGUGGUGACGGUGGGGGUGGGGGGGAGGGCAGCUCUCGGCCUUACUGAUCCUGGGUGUGUGUUUUAAACAAGCUUUUAUUUCCAUAUGUGACCAUAUUCUGUAUGUGGAAGUAAUGUGGCCAGCACAUCACGCUGCACGUGUUGUUCUUGCUAACGUGCAUGGACGCCAGACCCCUUAACAAAUCCUCUAUAUGUAUCACACACAUAGAAAUAUAUAUACUUCUACAUAUAUAGGAACGAGUAUAGGAAUAUAGGUUACCAUCUACAUGUCCUUUAAACCUUUUCCAAGGAAGCAACAACACACCAACACGUAGAAUAUGUAUUGUAUUACUGCAAACGCUAGGCCGUGUAUGACGAGCAUGUGUUGAUUCUCACACGAAAAGAGGCUAUUUUGUAAUUUCAAAAGGGAUUUUAGUAAGUUACCUCUUCAUCCGAGAAGAAAUGAAAAAGUUCAUGUUUUGUAGUUCUACCGUGUAUUUCUGUAUUUCUUGGCGUCGGCCGCUUGACGUUGUGUUGCUAAGCAACACAAGGCCUGAGUUUUCAUAGACAAGCAACCAUCUGAAAUCAAUGCAGAUUUGACCCUGCUAAUGUUGGACUGUAGUGAUGGGCGAUACCAGAUUUGUUUUUAUUUUUAAUUGAUACAAUACCAAUUACUGUUUUGGUAUUCUUUUUCAACCACCAAUUGCUUUCUUGCCAUUUUUUUGAUACUGAUAUCGAUUACUUUUUUGACAUUUUUUCCGAUACCAAUACCAAUGCUGAUUACUUUUUUGACAUUUUUUCCAGCACCGAUACCAAUGGCUUGUUUUCCAUUUUUCCAAUAUUGAUAUCAACUGCUUUAUUGGCAUUUUUUCAAUUUGAUACCAAUGACUUUUUGGGCUUUUUAUUCAAUAACGACACCAAUUAUUUUCUUGGCAUUUUUUGACACUGAUACCGAUUACUUUUUUGCCAUUUUUUUUCCCAAUACCGAUACCAAUUAGUUUUUUGCCAUUUUUUUCAAAUGUCGAUAUUCAAUUACUUUAUUAGUCUUUUUUUUCAAUACCAACACUGAUUACUUUUUUUUGCAUUUUUUUUCCCAAUACCGAUUACCUUUUCUUUUGCCAUUUUUAAUACCGAUAAUAAUUCCUGUCUUGUCCUUUUUUUAUAUCGAUCCCAAUAAUUUGGCAUUUUUUUUCAGAUACCAAUGACUUUUUUGGCAUAUUUUUUUCAAUAACAAUACAAAUACUGAUUAUCUUUUUGGCUUUUUUCUCUCUUUUUUUAAAGAACAAUUACUUUAUUGCCAUUUUUUUCACAAUUUAUCCCAAUACUGAUGACUUUUUUGGCAUUAAAAAAAAUGCUUUCUCUACUUUCUCUGCUUUUUAGUACUUUUUUCUCUUUUUUUUUUAGAAUUUUUGAAAUACUAUGCGCAUUACUUUUUUGCCAUUUUUGUUUCCAGAUACCAAUUACUUUUUUGACUUUAUUUUUUUUUCAAAACCCAUACCGAUGCUGAUUACUUUUUGGGUAUUUUUUUCAAUAUGGAUUACUUUUUUGGCAGUUUUAUCCCAAUAAUGCCCAAAAGAAAUACUGGCCCUUUAACACUGCUGACGUGUAUUUUUCAUAACAUAGUACGGUAGUCAUAACAAAUGACAAUACUUGAUGUUUUACACAAUGCAACCUAAAUAGUUGAAUUGCUACCGUUAAGGGACCAAGAUGUCCUUUUCAAAAAUCAUAUUUUUCAUAUAUUUUGAUCAACUUGAGUCCAGAUUAUGAGUGUUAAAACCCUGAAAUCAGUCAAAUAUCUGGUAUUUAUGAUAAAAAAUGACGACUGAUGUAUGAAAAAGUAGGUUGUGCAGUGUAAAAAUAGAGUAAUAUGUCGUUUGUGCUUGAAAUGUCACAACUAGUCUCAUACUAGUACCCUGUUAACACAGUAACACAUAUCGUUACCACGGAAUGGAUACGCCCAUCACUAUUGGACUGUGUCUUAUUUAAGUGCUGAUAUGGGCUUUAGGGGAAGAUUGUGUGUGUGUGUGUGUGUGUGUGUGUGUGUGUGUGGGUGCAUUUGGUGCAGACCUCCGGUUUUACAGCCAGCGUAUCUAAAUGUUUUGUUGCAAAAUGUGGCAGCAUUAUACAAAUAAUGAAAAAGAUGACUCUUCCAGCAAAGAAAAGGGGGAUUCUUGUGUUCACAAAAGGUGUUGCAGUGAUAUCUUGUUUGUUUUUCAGACUCUUGCCUGGGCGUUUUUUUGCUUCUGUGUUUUUUUUCAGCAUUCCCCAUCAGCGUCUGCCCCUUCCGUCCCCAUCCCAUCCCAUCCCAUCCCAACCUGCAGCAAGUAAAUGUAUUUAAAAAGGUCAAGUAGAUGUUUUGUUUUUUUCAUUUCUCGAUGAUAUGAUGCCAUUCAUGAAAAAUAAAUGCGAUAAAAAUGAA